Messenger RNA from Trichomycterus rosablanca, 1165 nucleotides. It is a transcript of the gene ska1, whose product is annotated as spindle and kinetochore associated complex subunit 1. Gene Ontology annotation, biological process: mitotic cell cycle; regulation of microtubule polymerization or depolymerization; chromosome segregation. The transcript is spliced from 7 exons. Gene Ontology annotation, cellular component: outer kinetochore; spindle microtubule; mitotic spindle. Gene Ontology annotation, molecular function: microtubule binding. NCBI's taxonomy places the organism in Eukaryota, Metazoa, Chordata, Actinopteri, Siluriformes, Trichomycteridae. The coding region runs from base 108 to 881 and encodes 257 amino acids. The record is from RefSeq and is a predicted model, not a curated record.
UGUUUUUAGUUUGAACGUUGGCGCGGGCUAAAGAAGCUAACAGCUACAGAUUAUUCAUUAGUCUGAGCAGAAUAACUGAUUUUAUCUGUUUUCAGUCAAGAACAAACAUGAGUCACUGUGAGCUGGAGGAAGUGACCAAACACAUAAAUGACAAGAUAUCGCUUGUUAAGAGACUUUUAGAGCUCCGAGCAGUAGCAAAUGAUCCAGACAAGCGGGCGUAUCUGCUCAAAAUUGAGCAGGAUGUGAAUGCCAUGAAUGGGCUCCUAGAUCGGUUCGAGAGAUGCGUCACUCAGCAGAGAGACUUACUGAAACAUCUGCAGGAUCUGGACGGGUUCUUUCAGGAGGACGAACGGAACGCGCAGCACCUAAAGGAGAACAUCCCACCGCACAUGCCUCGCAGGGGACAGCUAACAGCAGCGCAAGGCGGGCCGGUGUUGCUUCCCAGCAAGCAGUCCGAGGUGAAUUCGGCCCCACAGGAACCAGAGCCGCCCAAGAAGCCCCUGCGGAGCCAGAUCAAAGAACUGGAGUUCAUCACCGUACAGGAAUUCGACAGCAUCCCACAGUACAUGAAAGGACGGGUGACGUACGACCAGCUGAACGCUGCCGUCAAGAACGUCAACACGGCCGUUACCGCCAAGUACAAGAUCCUCCAGCAGCCCGUCAAGAGUCUGAACAACGCCUCCCGAAAACUCCAUCAGAGGUUUAAAGAUCAGGAGACGAAGCACACUAAAGGUCAGUUCUUCGUGGUGGAGGAGGAUCUAUGUGAGCUGGCCCAGCUGAAGGUUGAUAAGCGCUUCGUUGGGAUGUUGAACAUGCUGAGACAUUGCCAGAGAUUAAAGGAGCUGCGCGGAGGCGGCCUGACCCGCUACCUGCUGCUGUAAUCGAUUUAUUUAAACAGCAGGGUCGGCUAACGGGUCAGUAAGAUGUACCGAUGUAAUAAACGCCGGUGUUCUGAUGUCGUAACAGAACGACCUGGGACUGAGCUGAGGGCUGAAGAACCUGCUCUGGUCUUCUUAAAACGCAUCCAGCUCAAGCCGUUCUCUCUAGUUGUUUCCCAAUAAUGAAUAUUGUAAUUAUGAUGGUGACGUGAUUUCAUUUCUCUGUAAUAAUAAUAAUAAUAAUAAAUAAUAAUAAAAGUUCAACCCUUUGUUUUUUUAUUAUUUUA